ACUAAAAUGUAGGUUGUCGUAAAAAUUAGAAAUAACCUAGUAAGAUUAAAUUAAAAUUCAAACAAUUAUUUGGUUUCAAGCUUCAAAGAUCUGAUUCGGGAGAGUCGGUGACAGGGAGGUCCCAUCCAAACCUGGAUACAGGGUAGACACAAGAUAAAAUGUACAAGUGGACGAGUUUACCCUCCAUAGUGCACGCACGCGCCAGGAAAGAUCGUGAGGAACCACUUCCUGAUCCAGAUACAUCGUAUUCACGUGGCUCUCUCCGUUGCUAAGACAAACCCACCAGUUCCGAUUACUGUAUCUUCCUGCUCGUCUCUCCUUCCAAACGAAGGAGUGGUAAAAUUCACCAGGAAAGAAGAGACUUAAUCAACCAAGAAGGGAUGCUAUGAUAAGCGAACUGCAGCGAUAUCAGCGAGGAAGCCAAAAGCACGCGACCAGGAAAAACCAUAGACAGAAAUGGCCAGAACUUCCAUAAAUGACUUGCCGGACGUUCUCGUAUCGAACAUACUGGCGUUGGUCUCCGAUACCCGGACGAGGAACUCUCUGUCUCUUGUAUGCCGGAAAUUCUUGUCUUUAGAGAGGGCGACGCGCUUUUCACUCUCACUGAGGGGAAACGCCCGAGACCUCUACGGAAUUCCGACGUGCUUCAGAUCUGUAACCCACUUAGACCUCUCUCUUCUCUCGCCGUGGGGACACGCGUUCCUCUGCUCGUCACCGGAUCCUGAUCUCCUCGCCCACCGCCUUCGCGGCCUGUUUCCAUUAGUCACUUCUCUCACUGUCUAUGCGCGAACCCCAACUACCCUUCAGAUUCUCGCACGUCAAUGGCCAGAGUUACGCCACGUUAAGUUGGUUCGGUGGCAUCAACGGCCUCAAUCCGCUCCUGGGGAGGACCUCGCCCCCAUUUUCGAACAUUGUCGAUCUCUAUCCACACUGGACCUAUCGGAAUUCUACUACUGGAUCGAGGACAUUCCUCCCGUUCUCGUGGCCAAUCCUCUGACAGCCCGAUCAAUUUCGAAGCUAAAUUUAAUGACAACGUCUUUGACUGAUGGUUUCAAAUCGACGGAUAUAGAAACCAUUACCGAGGCUUGCCCUAACCUCAGCCAGCUUCUCAUGGCCUGCACGUUUGAUCCCAGGUAUUUCGGGUUUGUAGGAGAUGAAACUUUGUCCGCUAUAGCUACUAACUGUCCAAGACUUAGCCUUCUUCACCUCGCUGAUACUUCGACUUUGGCGAGUGUCCGAGGAGACCCUUCCGCCGAUGGUUUCACCCCAGAAGACGCAAGGAUUAGCACAGCUACUCUGAUUGAGCUAUUUUCCGGGCUGCCAUUGCUUGAGGACUUGGUUCUGGAUGUUGCUAAAAAUGUCAGGGAUAGUGGACCGGCGCUAGAAGUCCUUAAUACUAAGUGCCGAAGAUUGAGGAGUCUUAAGCUUGGGCAGUUCCACGGAAUUUGUAUGGCAAUCGACUCGCGGCUUGAUGGGAUUGCCCUUUGUCAAGGGCUUGAAUCGCUGUCGAUCACGAAUUGUGCGGAUUUGACAAAUAUGCGUUUGAUAGAAGUUGGUAGGGGGUGUGUGAGGUUAUCCAAAUUUGAAGUGAAGGGAUGCAAGAAAAUUACAGUGAAGGGUUUGAGAACAAUGGUGAGUUUGCUCAAGAGGACUCUUGUUGACGUAAAAAUUUCUUGCUGUGAAAAUCUUAAUACCAAAGCGUCUUUGCGAGCUCUAGAGCCAAUUCAAGAUCGGAUUAGUCGACUUCAUGUUGAUUGCGUAUGGAAAGAUGUAGAAGAAUGCGAACUUGAAUACGAUACUGCAAGUAGUUCGAAUAUUGACCCCGACGAAGUUGAUGAACUUACCCUGCCAAGCCAUAAUGCCGAUACUAGUAGUUCAACGGAUGGUCUCCUUGAGGAUGGAAACUAUGGUGGAUAUACAAGAAAAAGGAAGAGAUCCAGGUACUCCACCGACGCUGAUUGUUCCUUGUCCAUACAAUGCAGUGGUAAUGAUUUGUGGGGCAAGAGAUGGGAUCGUUUGGAGUACCUGUCUCUUUGGAUUGGAGUUGGUGAUUUUCUAAGUCCAUUGGAAACAGUUGGUCUAGAUGAUUGCCCAGUUUUGCAAGAGAUUCAGAUCAAAGUCGAGGGAGACUGUCGAAGAAGGCACAAACCAAUGGAUACAUUUGGUUUAAGCAUCCUUGGGCAAUAUCCUCAGUUAGCAAAGAUGAAGUUGGAUUGCAGUGACACAACAGGCUAUGCACUGACCUGCCCAUCUGGCCAGAUGGAUCUCACCUUGUGGGAGAGAUUCUUUCUGAAUGGAAUAGGUAGCCUAGGACUUACAGAGCUCGAUUAUUGGCCACCACAGGACCGGAGUUUCAAUCAGAGGAGCCUAUCGCAUCCAGCCGCAGGGUUGUUAGCAGAAUGUCUCACUCUGAGGAAGCUAUUUAUACACGGAACUGCUUAUGAACACUUCAUGAAUUUUCUCCUUAACAUUCCAUAUCUUCGAGACGUACAACUUAGGUUGGAUUACUACCCUGCACCGGAGAAUGAUAUGAGUACAGAGAUGAGAGCUGGCUCUUGCAGUCGCUUUGAAGCUGCACUUAACAGCCGCCAAAUCCCAGAUUGAGAUCAAAUAUAGCCGGCGCUUGUUCUAGUUAGGAGGCAACCGUAUGGCUUUUGCUAGUUCCUAUUUUAGGAAUUAAGAUACAUCACUUUUUUUUUCUCAUCACUGGUUACUUUGAGAUUAGCUGUAUCACUUUCACUUGUGAUUUCACAAUCUUUCAUGGGAGGAAUCCAUUAAACUUAGUGCUAAUGUAGAUGUGUGAGAAAUAAACAAACUCCUUAGUCCAAAGAUGUUUACUUUUUAAUUCUGCACCCAUGAAUAAGAGACAAUAGAUUUAAAAAGUGAAA
Molecule: messenger RNA, 2888 nt
Organism: Cucumis sativus (cucumber)
Lineage: Eukaryota; Viridiplantae; Streptophyta; Magnoliopsida; Cucurbitales; Cucurbitaceae
Product: F-box/LRR-repeat MAX2 homolog A
Exons: 1
Coding region: 457-2604 (715 amino acids)
Biological process (GO): SCF-dependent proteasomal ubiquitin-dependent protein catabolic process
Cellular component (GO): SCF ubiquitin ligase complex
Source: RefSeq, a predicted model, not a curated record